AUGUUGCUUUAUCAAACCACUUUGGCGGGCAUGCAGAGUAAAGUAUUUUUUCUUAUAGUUGCCUUGAAUGGCCUAGGCAUAGGCGAAGGCUCAAAAAGGCCUUUUAAUGUGGAGCUUCACAAUAUAAGUUACAAUACGUUCACCGAUCUGGUACAAACAAUCAACUGUGAUUUUAAAAAAUUGGCUCUAAAUCGUUACGCCGUCAAUGCUAUGUUUGAACUGAGUCGCAACAUGCCCCAAGAUACCGACAUAGAGAUCUUGAUACACUAUAGACUGCCCAAAGGAAUAAGGACAGUGAAAUUCCUAAAUCUCAAACUAAGGGUCUGUGACAUCUUGACCCAUGUGCCAACUGUACCGCUGAUUAAGGAGAUCCUCAAUAAAUUGGCAAGGGUCAGCAAUCUGCCAUUUUCGUGUCCCAUACAUGGGAACAAAAUGUACAAUGUUACAAAUUUGAUUGUAACCGAAGCCCUUUUUCCCAUAUAUGCUCCAAUUGUUAACUUUAAUUUUACUCUAAACUUUUUCGAGCAGCAGACAAAGUUUGCCUUCUUUCAAGUUGAGGGCUCUACCCUGCGAAAGACAUAGAGUGGAGUAGAG
Stomoxys calcitrans (stable fly) is the source of this 594-nucleotide messenger RNA. RefSeq lists its product as uncharacterized. Bases 1 to 582 code for a protein of 193 amino acids. NCBI's taxonomy places the organism in Eukaryota, Metazoa, Arthropoda, Insecta, Diptera, Muscidae. The record is from RefSeq and is a predicted model, not a curated record. The transcript has 4 exons.